This is a messenger RNA of Protopolystoma xenopodis, 225 nucleotides long. The record is from the annotation of a GenBank genome assembly. Lineage: Eukaryota; Metazoa; Platyhelminthes; Monogenea; Polystomatidea; Polystomatidae.
AUGUCCGAUCAGAGUCCCCUAUUGCUCCGUAGAAUCCCUCCUUUGUCUGCUUGUUUAAGUGAUCUCACUCCAUCGCUGCCACCGUAUCCGCGCCACUUUCAAGGCGUUGUUCUACCCUCUGCCUCAAUGAGCAAGCCCUCUAAUGUCUGGAUUCUCAUUUCGGCAUGGCAACCUAACUUGACGCUGCAGAUUCCCUUAUUGCUGUGCGGCAUGGUCACCGUGUAA